Daldinia vernicosa is the source of this 554-nucleotide messenger RNA. RefSeq lists its product as uncharacterized. Bases 136 to 468 code for a protein of 110 amino acids. The transcript is spliced from 4 exons. Lineage: Eukaryota; Fungi; Ascomycota; Sordariomycetes; Xylariales; Hypoxylaceae. The record is from RefSeq and is a predicted model, not a curated record.
AUACCUUUUCAAAGCCACAUAAACGAUUCGCCAAUUUCGAAUAGUUAAUUUAUUCCACAAAUUUUCGCACUCGCGUCUACUCACCGCUUAAAAGUUCUUAAUUUAUCAAACUUUUCUCUUAAGCAAAUAGCCAAGAUGCCCCGUGAAGGAACGCGAUCUGCUACCGGCAACUCAAAGCCGCGCGUCUUCCAGACUGUUGACACCGCGCCCGCUAUUAAGCGCACUACUAAGCCCAGGGUGAAAAGAUCGCCCACCGCCAGCACCAAGCCUGUACCUAAGGUGAAGGCUGCGAAGCCGACUGGUGUGACCAAGAAAAAGUCUACGGCACCCAAGAAGGACGGUGUCGCGACUAAGGUUAAAGCCGCCGUUAAGAAAGCAGAGGAAAAAGUUGAUAAAGUGGAAGAGAAGGCCGAGAAGGUCGAGAAGGUCAAGAAGACCGCAGCAAAGCCCAAGACAGCUGCUAAAUAGAUCCGUCGUUGUCCACCGUCGGUAUCAGUUUCAGUCCGUAUGGCUCAAACCAUAGACGCGACAGUGGUGAGACGACCACACCGGAU